UAAUCAAAUGAUGCGCCCUGGUCUCGGAGUCGGAGUAUUUAUUAGAAAUGGAGAUUCUGUAUUGAUGAGCUAUCGUAAAGUAAUGAGAAACCUUUAGUUAUAAGGAUAAUGGAUAUCUGGCAUUACCGGGGGGUCAUCUUGAAUUAUACGAAGAAUUUGAAGAUUGUGCGAUUAGGGAAGUAAAAGAAGAGACAAAUUUAGAUAUUGAGAAUCCCCAAAUAUUUUAAAUGGUGAAUGUUGUGAAAAAGGAAAUACAACAUCAUUUUGUAGUCGUAUUCUUAACUGCAGAUUAUAAUGAAAAAAGUGAAUUAAUGAAUGUUGAACCUAAUAAACAUAGUGAUUGGAAAUGGAUUAAUGCUUAGGUUUUUUAAUAACAUUACGAUGAAAAGCAACUAUUUUAUGGUCUCAUGAAAUUAAUUGAUCGAUUUGGUAAAGCAGAGAAUUUGUUUAAUUUAAUAUUUAAUAAAUGAUAAU
This is a messenger RNA of Paramecium octaurelia, 474 nucleotides long. The record is from the annotation of a GenBank genome assembly. NCBI's taxonomy places the organism in Eukaryota, Ciliophora, Oligohymenophorea, Peniculida, Parameciidae.